AAGACAGCUCUCAGUUGCCGUUCGACUGCCGACUCGCUAGUUGCGCUCAUCAGCAAAGUACAUUUUCUUCUUAAGACUCUUUUGUUUUCAUUUUCUCCCCAAUCACCAAACUACUGUUUUAUAUAAAACUGUGUGUAGCUUAUUCAUUUUCCCAAUUCAUAAACAUUUCACUCUUUUUGAGUUAAAAAAAAAAAAAAAGAACUGAUCGAUUACCCUGGACCUUGUGCGCCAUCGUAUUUUCGUCCUUUGUGAUUGGGACCCACUUUUUUGAGGGAAGAUUCGUAGCUCGGUGUACUAUUUCUGGGAGCCAUUGUUUUUUUUUUGUUAUCGUCACCGAAAGCAAAACAUUUUGGGUCGUGAAUUUUCUAUGUUGAGAACCAUGUUGAAGUUGCUUCCCGAUUGGACUCUUAAUUCGACUGAAUUUAAUCCCAGAUGUUUAUACGAAAAACUACUGAACGAUAGCACAAUACUUGACAAUUUCCGCUAGGUUAUUUUUGGUUAAUUUUUUUUUUAAAGCCCGAACCUUUCGAAAGCUUCCAAAAUUACGACGAAACGAAUUGCAUUUGUACAAAACGCCUCUGAAAGAAUGUCGACAGGAAAGCGUUUGGCCAAACGUUCAAUUGUUGGUACAAAAGUGGUGGUUCUUCGUGAAGACGGCUUCUAUUAUCCAGGUAUAAUACAAGCGGUAAAGACUGCAGAAAUGGAUCCGUCCAGGGGGCAGUUGUUCUCGCACACGAAAUACGCCGUCCGUUCCACCAUGGAAACUGCGGGUCAUUCUGGCCGUCAGCAACUGCUUGAAUACUCUGAAGUCGAUCUGAUUGGCCCCGGUUUCCAGUCAACGGCCGGCUUGACGCUCCAACCCGGCCAGAAGGUUUACAUUACCUUUACCGGCCGUGAAGUAGCCGGUCACGUCACCAAACACCGGCCAGAUGUAGAUGAAGUUCACAUCACUCUACAGGUUUCCAAUUCGAAUUCGGUUGAUAUCGUUAAACGAAUGGAAGAAGUCCGCCUAAUGGAAUCACGAAAAUCACUUCGUCUCAUGGACCAACACGACGUGGAUUUUGCUCGAUUGGCUGACGGAGUCGUUGGUCUCACCACAUCGGCCAAUGGACAACUGCAGGAUGUUUGGCCAAACCAUCAGAUCAGCGUUGGUCAUCCGCCUCGUAAACGUUGCUCGUCUGCUUCAACGUCUGGAAUCGACGUCCCAGGCGCUUUCUUCGGGUCGCGUAAACGUCGUUCCAGUCCGAGCAGUGUCAAGGGUGCAGCCGACGUCAUCAUGGACGAAGAUGAAGACAGCGAUGUUAUGGAUGAAUGCGCAGCCGCUAUGGUACUCAUGCGUCUUUCCUGCAGUCCGCAUUCCCCACGUUGGGAAGAUGUCGCUGCCUGGCAGAGCAAUCACAGUAGCACUAGCAGCAGUAGCGGGGCUUUCUCUUGGCGCGGAAGCGUAUCCAGUAGCAGUGAUUCUCCGCCGCAUGCUUCGUCAACAGGAACGGCCGGCCGGGUCCUUCCGGUCGGUCAGGGGCGUAAGCUGAAAUUUCGCUCGGCAACACCAUCGCCACCUCUGAUGAGCGGCAGCGCUCCAGCCAAUUUUUCUGGAAGUCUUUACAAGUUUCAUUCGGGCCCGAGGGCUACCGCCGUUGCCAAACAGGCCCAAGAUGAUGGAAUCGUUAGUGAUGAAUCAAUCAGUGAAUGUGAUGAAGGACCUUCGCCUUCACAGGUUAGGACAAUUUACCAAUGUACAUGGCCCGGCUGUUCGACUACGACCGACAAUUGUGAGGCUAUCGAAUCGCACGUCCGCUUAGUUCAUCUCGGGCCGCGCCAAAUCGACGAAGAAAUAAGCGAUCAUGAAGAAGAGUUUUAUUAUACGGAAGUAGAAGAGGAAGUUGAUGAAGAGAUUGCGGAUCAGCUACCGACCACUCUACCUCCUAAGGCCGAGGUCAUCGAAUCCUCGGUCGCUCAAUCGCAGAGCUUUCAGGAACAACAUCCCGGAUGGAUGGCUAGUUCACCACCCACAAUGUCUCACAUGGACAUGGCAAGACCUCCGCACGAAGAUCCAGAAUAUCAACGCGCAUUAAUGAAGGCGAGGCCAAUCGCCAUCCCAGCACGUGUCCGCAGCAUUUCAUGGUCUUCCGGUUACGGAUAUAGUUCGAAUCUGCUCAAGCAGGCCAAAGUGGUUGUGUCGCCCACCAAUAAAACGUCUCCUACGCCAGCGCUAUCUACCGGACCUUCGGUUUUUACAGUCAAAAGCAGUCCCGUUCGUCGGCCCCGCGGCGAGGCUAAAAAAUGCCGCAAGGUUUACGGAAUGGAACACCGUGAGCAGUGGUGCACUCAAUGCAAAUGGAAGAAGGCUUGCACUCGCUUCAGCGAGUAAAGGAAACCCCUUCACCCAUGUAGGUAUAAAGAUAUUUUACCCCGAAAAAACCGGUCGAGUUUCAUGGCCCACCAUAGAAAUUUAAUCCGUUUUUCAUGGAUGGGAAUUUUUAAAAUUUAAAAAUGAUCCUCCACCCCCCUUUUUUUUGUGUGGAAAACUUGUUCUUGAUUCUUAUUAUGCAUUGUCAUAGGGAGAAGUUGUUAUUGUUUGGUGCUGGAUGUUAUGCGGAAUAGAAGCCAAGUGUUGCGGAUGACGGAUCUCAAAAGAUUCUAAAUACUUGGCUGUGUGACGGCUGAUAUCAUUGAUAAAUUUGUAUUUUUUCCCUUUUCCUUUCUUUUUUUUUCUGGGGGGGGGGAUGAUUUUCGGUUAAAGAAGAAACAUUGCAAUUUUUCAUAGCUUCUUUAGUAUAUUUGUUGAGAAGAGUUGUAUUCAUGCUGGACCGUAUCGUGUGCAUACCUUCGAAUGUCGUCGUGACGAGUUUUGUUGUCUCUUGCCACUGACCAGGCUGCCGUAGCUCAGUGACGUUUCUGACUGGUGUUGUUAUUACCUCCUGUACAACAUCCUUGAACAUUGUUUUCAUCUUUUUUGUCCCACCUCAUAUCUACGUUACUCUCAAGAAAGCUUUGUACAGCGUUAGAUGGCUUUUUCUUCGUCGAUUUAGAGUUAUUUUUGCGAUAACGCUGCGUGAAAUUUUAACGUUUAGAGAUUUAAUUUUAGCCUUUAUAUGUAUAUUUUUUUCAUCUCUUUUGUAGUUCGCAUAGCGGGGUUUUGAUUCUGUUUUUUCUCAUUUCUUUCUCAAGACUGAUGGUUUCUGAAACAUUUUGGUUUUUUCUCCUUACAAAUGGUGUUUUAGUUCUUAAUUUGCUUUUUUCUCCUGACUUGACUAUUAUAAUUUUUUUUUAUUCAAGCGUGUCGACCCAGAGUUUUAUGACGGAAUUUUAAAUUUUUCAAUAUACAAAUUUCCCCUCGA
This is a messenger RNA of Daphnia magna, 3341 nucleotides long. RefSeq names its product zinc finger protein 395 (gene Glut4EF). Gene Ontology annotation, cellular component: nucleus. The record is from RefSeq and is a predicted model, not a curated record. The transcript has 8 exons. Gene Ontology annotation, molecular function: RNA polymerase II cis-regulatory region sequence-specific DNA binding; DNA-binding transcription factor activity. Gene Ontology annotation, biological process: regulation of transcription by RNA polymerase II. NCBI's taxonomy places the organism in Eukaryota, Metazoa, Arthropoda, Branchiopoda, Diplostraca, Daphniidae. Bases 587 to 2371 code for a protein of 594 amino acids.